Messenger RNA from Rhinopithecus roxellana (golden snub-nosed monkey), 2253 nucleotides. RefSeq names its product PHD finger protein 7 (gene PHF7). The transcript is spliced from 11 exons. The record is from RefSeq and is a predicted model, not a curated record. Gene Ontology annotation, cellular component: nucleus. Lineage: Eukaryota; Metazoa; Chordata; Mammalia; Primates; Cercopithecidae. Bases 790 to 1935 code for a protein of 381 amino acids.
GGGAGGAGGGGGCGGGGCGGGCGCGCGGCCGUUAGCGCGCGGCCGUUAGCGGUCCCUUUCUACCAACGGUAGGCGUCGCCGCGGUUCCCGAGGGUCACAGUCCGCGUGACCCGCCCCCGUUUGCAAGCUCACUGUCUUCGCCGGCGCAGUCACCGCGCAGGGCGGCCGCCCGGAGGUAGCUACCACGGCCUGUGUCAACGACUAAAGCUCCGGUACAGCGGCGCCCUCAGAGACAGCUGGGAGGGUGGCUCUGGCCGGGAGCGGCGGCCGGUGAGCUACCGCGAGGAGGAGCGGCGGAGGCGACCUCGGCCCGACCCUGCACUGGCCGUCCGGCAGGCGCGACAUGAGCCUGGUCUGGCAUUCGCGGGAUGCUCCUUGAGCCCCUUCUCCGGCUGUGAACCUCGGGAACGGUUGUGAUCACACCGACACGUAUUUUACGAAUAAAUCAUUCUUGCCGCGGCGAGUCGAACACGUUUAUUUAUUUUUUAUUUUCUCAACAAGCAUUUACCCAGCACCUGUCCAGUGAAACAACUUGAUAAGCGUUUCGAGGAGCGUCCGCCGGUUUAGGAGGCCACUGCCUGGCAGCUCGUGGAAGCCGUAUUUGCAACGCCCCCCUUCCGAUGUUUUGGAGAUCGUAAUGUCUUGUAACUAGCAGUGUGUGCACAGAAUCCUACUCAAGGAACGUCUUGGCCCAGCGAUGCAAAGAACUGAAGUUUCAAGCUGGAAGAGCCUGUGUUGUCCUCAAAAUAAUACAGAAGAAUUCAAGAUAGGAGAAAGAGACAGCAGCGAAUGAAGACUCUAAAAGAAAAGAAGGAACGCCAAAGAUUGAGGAAAUCUGCCAAGACUAGGAGGGUAACCCAGAGGAAACCGUCUUCAGGGCCUGUUUGCUGGCUAUGCCUUCAAGAACCUGGGGAUCCCGAAAAAUUAGGGGAAUUUCUUCAGAAAGACAAUAUCAGCGUGCAUUAUUUCUGUCUUAUCUUAUCUAGUAAGCUGCCUCAGAGGGGCCAGUCCAACAGAGGUUUCCAUGGAUUCCUGCCUGAAGACAUCAAAAAGGAGGCAGCUCGGGCUUCUAGGAAGAUCUGCUUUGUGUGCAAGAAAAAGGGAGCUGCUAUCAACUGCCAGAAGGAUCAGUGCAUCAGAAACUUCCAUCUGCCUUGUGGCCAAGAAAGGGGUUGCCUUUCACAAUUUUUUGGAGAGUACAAAUCAUUUUGUGACAAACAUCGCCCAGCACAGAACAUCCAACAUGGGAAUGUAGGGGAGGAAAGCUGCAUCUUGUGUUGUGAAGACUUAUCCCAACAGAGUGUUGAGAACAUCCAGAGCCCGUGUUGUAGUCAAGCCAUCUACCACCGCAAGUGCAUACAGAAAUAUGCCCACACAUCAGCAAAGCAUUUCUUCAAAUGUCCACAGUGUAACAAUCGAAAAGAAUUUCCUCAAGAAAUGUUGAGAAUGGGAAUUCAUAUUCCAGACAGAGAUGCUGCCUGGGAACUCGAGCCAGGGGCUUUCUCAGACUUAUAUCAGCGCUAUCAGCACUGUGAUGCUCCCAUCUGUCUGUAUGAACAAGGCAGAGACAGCUUUGAGGAUGAAGGGAGGUGGUGCCUCAUUCUGUGUGCUACAUGCGGAUCCCAUGGAACCCACAGGGACUGCUCCUCUCUUAGAUCCAACAGUAAGAAAUGGGAGUGUGAGGAGUGUUCACCUGCUGCAGCCACAGACUACAUACCUGAAAACUCAGGGGACAUCCCUUGCUGCAGCAGCACCUUCCACUCUGAGGAGCAUUUCUGCAGAGACAACACCCUGGAAGAGAAUCCGGGCCUUUCUUGGACGGAUUGGCCAGAACCUUCCUUAUUAGAAAAGCCGGAGUCCUCUCGUGGCAGGAGCAGCCACUCCUGGAGGUCCAAGGGUGUCAGAAUCACUAACAGCUGCAAAAAAUCCAAGUAACACCUUCUGAGUAGCUGCUAUCCCGCACAAUAGGGUAUGAAGCUGUGCUCCUCCAUUGGGUUUGGGGAGGGAACACUCUGGGACUGUGAGACAAGGAAGCAGGACCAGCAGUGAGUUUAUGAGCCAAGCAAAGAGAAGUCUCAGGGGAGCAUGAGGAGGGAGCAGCCCAGAUGCCAACAAGGAAAUGCGUUUAUGGCUACAAGAGUGCCUCUGCUUUCUCCUCCUCUCUUCCCACCAAGAUUCUUCCACCUCAAUCUGGUUUUCACAUGCCUCUUCUUCACCCAUGUUUGUUGUUUUGCAAAUAAAGGUGUUCUCUCC